GGCUUCACUUUGUACGUCAUCGUGACGAUUUAUCGAUAAUUCUAGAAUAGAAAUUUCUCUUUUUUUGUUGGUUCUCGACGAAGUACAAAGCAUUUAGUGAUUCGAGGUCGUUGUAGAAUUUUCCAGAGAGUUUGGAUUAUAAACAUAAUCAAUUUGGUGCGUUAUCCUUUAAAGUAAAGUUGUUAGUCGAGUUAUUUAACGGCAGCAGUUAACUUAUAAAGCUACUUUUUAUCGGAUUACAUAAAGUAUAGAAAUCGAGCAUGGUUAAGGAAACGAAAUUUUACGAUAUUCUUGGUGUUAAACCAGGAUGUUCCCAAAACGAUUUAAAAAAGGCGUAUAGGAAAUUAGCUCUACAAUAUCAUCCCGAUAAGAAUCCUAAUGAAGGGGAAAAGUUUAAACAAAUCUCACAGGCUUACGAAGUCCUUUCGGAUCCGGAAAAAAAGAAAAUCUACGAUCAAGGAGGUGAACAGGCACUUAAAGAAGGAGGAGGCGGCGGAGGAUUCUCAAGUCCAAUGGAUCUAUUCGACAUGUUCUUCAAUGGUAGAUUCGCUGGAAGUGGUAGAGGUAGAAAAGAACGAAGAGGUAAAGAUGUAAUUCAUCAAUUAACAGUGACUUUAGAAGAACUUUACAAAGGAGCAGUUAGGAAAUUGGCUUUACAAAAAAAUGUUAUUUGUGAUAAAUGUGAAGGUCGUGGUGGAAAGAAAGGGGCAGUUGAACAGUGUCCUACGUGUAGAGGUACUGGAAUGCAAGUACAAGUUCAACAUUUAGGAGUAGGAAUGCUUCAACAAAUUCAGACAAUUUGCCCUGAUUGUCGAGGACAAGGUGAACGCAUUAAUCCUAAAGACCGUUGUAAACAAUGUAAUGGUAAAAAAGUUGUACGUGAACGUAAAGUAUUAGAAGUACACAUUGAUAAGGGUAUGACCGAUGGUCAAAAAAUUAUAUUCAAUGGGGAAGGUGAUCAAGAACCCGAAUUAGAACCUGGCGAUAUCAUAAUUAUCCUCGAUGAAAAAGAACAUCCAGUAUUUAGAAGACACAACGGCAAUGAUUUGUUUAUGAGAAUGGAUAUACAACUGGUGGAGGCAUUAUGCGGUUUCCAGAAGACUAUUCGAACUUUGGACUCCAGGGAACUCGUUAUUACCGCACUUCCAGGAGAGGUUAUCAAACAUGGAGAUUAUAAGUGUGUUUUGAAUGAAGGUAUGCCUCAGUAUAAGAAUCCCUUCGAGAAAGGCCGUCUUAUCAUUCAGUUUAUGGUACAAUUCCCUAAAACCAUUCCUCCGGAAAUUAUACCAGCUUUGGAGAACGUUUUGCCUCCAAGAGAAGAAAUCAUGAUAUCCGACAACGCGGAGGAAGUGAUGCUCGUUGAUUUCGAUCCGGAAACGGAAGCGAGAAGAAGAUCGUCUAAGAACGCGUGCGACGAAGACGACGAAAUGCACGGACAAGGACAACGGGUACAAUGUGCCGCUAAUUAAUUUAUUAUCCAGUAGAAAAAUUUUCACUUUGACGGUAUAUUAACGCGAAGAGGGAUACGAAAAUUGAUUGGAUGUGCAAAAAGUACGAAAAAAUGUGAUUUUUUUUACGUUUUUGUUUAUUUUUUCAUGUAACAUUCAUGUUUCAAAUGAGGUUGUUUCUUAUAGUGUUUUGUCGUCCCUCUUUGUGCGCUUGUAUAGCUGAAAAUGUGUAUAACUGGCUAUUAUUAAUAUUGUCAUUUGAAAUUAGAUAAUUUAUUCACGUGUACUUGCAUAUUAUCGAAAAUUAGGUAACUUUAUUUUACAUUGUAUUCAAUAUUGUGAAAUAUCAGUAAAUCAACACAUAAUCUCAAUUAUUAAUCGUUUUUUAUGUAUACUCCAUAUUUCCUCCUCUAAUCCUUAGUUUCUUUCCCGGGCAGAUAGAUAUUCAGGGAAAAUGAUCCACCCUGUAUGAUUUGAGAAGGAUCUAAUAUCAAAUUGAAUUUACCUUAGUAUUCCGAUAAAUUCAAACUAUUGACAACGUUGUAAUUGUUCAUAAAACGAACGCGCCUUGAUUACAAAAAUAAAUACUUGUCUUUCUCUCUCUAGUUUGCAGUUUAUAUAAUGUUCUCUUUUUCUCAUACAUAUAAAUGUACACUGUACUCUACUGAAUAUACCAGCUAUCAUUCAAUAAGUAUAACAGCGGUGUUGUCAUCAUUAAUUUUAUAAUGUUAGAAGAAAAACAGCCUGGAAAUAAUAUUAAUUGUUAAUAAUCAGUGAUUAGUCACGUUCUUUUUGUAAUAAUAAUUUUUAAACAAUUAUAAAAACUUACGAUCACAUUUAUUCUAAUACAACAGCGGUGUUGCCGAAGUUAAAAGAUUUCCUUCGACAUGGAAGAAAUUGAAAUUUUACUAGCAGAUUGAAGUUUGUGAUCCCAAAUUUGAGUUAAUGUUCGAUGUUUCCAGAAUAUAAAAAUUUCAAACUCAUUUUUUGAGGCAAAAGAAAUGAAAAACUUGAAAAUAAAAUCAAUUUUCAUGAUGCACUCUCUACAUAAUUUUAUUAUUGUAGUAUAUUUUAUUACCUUAGUAUUCCGAUGAAUUCAAACUAUUGAUAACGUGAUUAUUCUUAAAAAGAACGCACCUUGUUUACAAAAAAUCAUUACUUGUCUUUAUCUAGUUUACAAUUUAGAUAAUGUUCUCUCUCACUUUAUAAAUCUACGUUAUAUCUUACUAUCAUUUGAUAAGUUUAACAGCAGUGUUGCCACAAUUAAUUUAAUAAUCAAUUUUUUAAUAGUGAGAGAUUGAAGGUUUUUAUCCAGAUAUGUAAAUAAUAAAUAAUGAUUAGUCACCUUCUUUCUGUACUACUCAAUUUUAACACAAUAAAUAUACUAACUAUCAUCGUAACGCAACGGCAGUGUUGCCAAUGUUGAUUUCCAUUCAGAAAAUGGUUGUCCUCCAUCUUAUGAGAUAGAGUUCGGCACCACGUCUCUCCAGUACCGAUCAGGUAAUUUCAAAAGGGGUAAUGUCAAAUGCCCCUUCAAUGUCAAAUAAUGCGUAAUGCGUAUAUUUGUCAGUCUGGUAGACAUGUAAUAUUUGUUCGUCCAACAUGUUUUCUUUUAAAUACCAAUCCGGCAACAUCUCAUUUGUUUUCAGUAGGAACGGGAUCCUCAUCUUUGCUUCCCCACAGGUUAAGGUAUGAGUGUCACAAACUAUGAGAAGGGGGAGUUCCAUUUUUUCGUAGUACCUUACAACUGCACCCAGUGGAGAUCCGGUAUGUUGAGCAGAUUAUCAGGUCUUGAACACUGCUAGGUCCCUAGUACAGGAUAUGGAAGUGCGAAGCGCGACACGUUCUUAGUUAGACCCAGGCCUUUGAUCGCGCCUCUAAAAAAUCAGGGUUCCUGUAUAAGAGCUACGGUUAUGUAAAGUUUACUGAACAGCAGUUGAAGCGUUUCCGUACUAUAGAUUAAAAAAUUUUGUUUGAAAUUCUAGCAAAAAAGUGAUACUGUAAGAUGCCGGCUCCUGGGAUCACAUUCUGCAGAAGGCUGAGCGCAUGUUAGUCCUCGCUGGAGGUAAUCGUCUCCGGCUUCCGCCCUUUGGCAGAGGCUAUUUGGCUAGCAGUAGCAUCCUCUGAAGAUGUGAAGGUUUCUCCGCUGGUGAGGACGACCAUGGAGCUAGCCUCGUCUUUCCGCCUCAUUAGAAACUUGGAGACCCACCACUAGUAGAGUAGCUUUUUGUCUCUUCAUUGAGAGUAGAGGAAGCCAAGGUUUUGACUUUCUCGGACAUCAAGUGUAUCCUGGUCGGAUUAGUGUCUUCUUUUUCUCAAUUUUUCGUAGACGUAGAAUUGAGAUGUCAUCUACUGCUAGUGUGUCUCUUCCAGGGUGAUAAGUUUGGGAACUCCCUGAGCAGCCACUUCAAACUAUCUCUGUUUUCCGCCAUAAUAAGGAUGUGAUUCCUAACCAACAGAAGAGGGAGGAGUUUGGGUGACCUGGUUCGAUGAAAUCGAGAAUCUGCUCUUCCGUGAGGCCAACUCGCUGAGCGUCGAACCAACGGUUCUUGCCUAGGCAGAUUUUACUUGAACCUCCAGGUUGGAAGGAGUUUUGGAGGUAAAUGCAACUAUUGGACGCGUGGCCUUUAAAUUUUAAGACAUCUUGGCAAACCUUGGUUUUCUUCUCCGCACCACCGUUGCGGCGUUUUAGCGGGCCUUGUCAAAAUCACAGUUUUAAGCUUAGACAUUUAACCUAUGCCUUGGAGGUAAUGAGUGCUGUGAUUCCUGUUUGGUCAGUGCCUUCGGAGGAAAGAGAACGAUUGUUGCGAUCCCUGUUCUUGCAGUGCUAUUGCUACCUAAGGAAUAAAGGUUAACCGAACAGAGCCCCGCAAUGUCGGCGGGUUUCCCACAGGCAUCGUUCGCGACACCUGAUUUGGGUUCAGACGCUAUUGAUACCCCGGCACGAUGGCUUACAUCUUGGAUUGAGCCGUUCUAUGCCCACGUAGGUAGUCCUGACGAGGGCGGAUAAAUAUGGACGUUGAGUCCCCUCACCAACGUUAAGGUCCAACGGUUCCUUGAAAGAAUAAGUUACAUGAUAAAAGUAGAAUAACCGAACUAAAUGAUCACUGAAUUGAAAGUAAUUCAAUGUAACUGAUUAACUUUUAUCUAUUUCUCAAUACCGUGUUCUAUGAUAUAUAAUUGUCUAUGUUUUAUAAAUGUAUCUUAUAAAUAAAGAGGUUAUGUUUUUUGAUUCAUUAUUUUUAUUUCUAAAAGGGAAAAUUCGUCUCAUAUUAAGAUUAAAUUAUGGUACCAACUAUGUACUUAGGAGCAAUGAGUAAUCACGUACAUUGUGAAAAUUAUCAGUUUAAAAUCGAUGAAAAACUUCUGAUGUUCAAAAGAAACGAAGUUCUUGAUAAUAUUACCUGGUUGGACGUUAAAAACGCGUCAGGGACUAUAACGCCUGAUACAUUCAGCAACGUUCCAAAUUUAAAGAUUCUCAACUUUAAAAAUUGUAAUUUGGAUUUUCUGCAGAGAUCCUUUGAAUUUUUAGAAAAAUUAACAUCAGUAACAAUAGAAAACAGUAAUAUCAUAAUAAAGAAAGAAAUUUUUGAAGGCAAUGAAACAAUUUCUAGUUUACAGUUUAUAGAAAUGAAAUUUUCUGGGGAUGAAUGUUUCACACAUCUGAAAAAAUUGAACUAUUUGCUAUUUGACGAUUGUGUUUUUGAAAAUAGUAAAGGGAGUAUUUUUAAUGGCCUAGAAAAUUUAGAAUAUUUUAUAUUAAAAAAUAGUAAAUUAACAGGGUUAUCAGAUAUUUUUAAAGAUAUGCAAAAAACAACAUUAUUAUCAAUUUUGAACAAUAAAAUAGGGGAAUUUGAUUAUAGGAGCAUACCAAAAUUAACAAAAUUGCGAAAUCUUAGUAUUUUUAAUAACGAAAUAUCCACAGAUAUCGAUUACAAACUUUUCGAGAGCACUCUACUUGAAAACAUCAUGUUCGAUACUAACGUAUUUUUGAAAUAUAUCGAUUUCCGUGCUUUUCCCGCAUUAAAAUGCGUAGAAAUAGGGACAUUAACUGAUAUAAUUACUGAAGAAGAACAAGAACUCAUUGAUAAACUAAAAUCUAUGAACAUACAAUAUCAAUACACAUUUUGUGGGAAAGUUGUUGUUGAUAUGUCUAAAGUUCAAAUUUGUGGUUAAAACACUAUAUAUUCACAAUGCUACGUUGCCAAACCGUCAGUAAAGUAUGAGAUUAUAGGAAAUAUUAGUACCACAUAAUUACACAUUUUUUAAAUAAGUUAAUAAAUUUUUUUUCAAAUUAUAUUAAAAAUUUAAGGAAAAUAUAUUUCUUAUCAAACAUAUUACUCCUUUUUAUUUAUUCAGCAUUAGCUUUAAUAACACGUCGCGAUUGACAUCAUAGUCUGUGUUUCCUUUUUAACUCUAAAUUUUUGUACUUUAAUAGAUGUAUCAACAAUAUUUUGUAAUAUUUUUUUUUUGUAUAAAAAAUUGUUAUUGUCCUAAUUUAAACAUAACCUAAUUGAUAUUUUAACAAAUAAUUACAUUUUUAAUAAAUUAUUUUUCAAAACUA
Messenger RNA from Diorhabda sublineata, 6012 nucleotides. It is a transcript of the gene Droj2, whose product is annotated as dnaJ homolog subfamily A member 1. The transcript has 5 exons. Gene Ontology annotation, molecular function: ATP binding; Hsp70 protein binding. The record is from RefSeq and is a predicted model, not a curated record. Gene Ontology annotation, biological process: response to heat; protein refolding. Gene Ontology annotation, cellular component: cytosol; cytoplasm. NCBI's taxonomy places the organism in Eukaryota, Metazoa, Arthropoda, Insecta, Coleoptera, Chrysomelidae. Bases 261 to 1469 code for a protein of 402 amino acids.